CAAAAUUUUCAAUUUUCCAUUUUAAUUCAACGUUUUACAAAAGAAGAAGAAAAUUUUCUUCCGGUCUCUUCUCCACAUUGUCCCAUUUGCUCCUCUCGCCGGUCUUUGAUUUUGAUUUUCCGAAUCCUUCACCAAAACCCUAAACCCUUUCAAAUCCAAAUCCAAAUUCUGUUUUCAACCUUCAAUCAGUUCUCCAAUGGCUACAAAUCUUGCUUUCCGACUCCGAUCACGUCUCCUUUUGCAGUCCUCAUCUCGUUUCCGCACCACUUUUCAUCAAAUCCAAUCCCCCCACAUCCCCAAAUCUUCCCCUCUCAUCUCCUCUGCACUUUCCGAUCUUCGUCGAAUACCCGAUAACCCCAUCUUCAAUCUCUCUGGAUUUCGCUUCUUCUCAACUGCCCGGCGGAAUCUGACCCGUCCCAAGCACGUCGACAUCGGAGCUCGUGCCAGGCAACUCCAGACGCGGCGGCUCUGGACCUACGCUCUGACUUUCAGCUGCAUCGCGGGAUUCGUCGUCAUCGUUCUCAGUAAUUUUCAAGAGCAUCUGAUGUUCUAUGUGACACCCACCGAUGCGCUGGAGAAAUUCUCUGCGAAUCCCGCAAAGAACAAGUUUCGUCUCGGUGGUUUGGUACUUGAAGGCAGUGUAACGCAUCCAGCAUCGUCUUCUCAGAUGGAGUUCGUGAUAACGGAUUUGAUUACUGAUAUGUUGGUUCGACAUCAAGGGUCGCUGCCGGAUUUGUUUAGAGAGGGGCAUUCGGUGGUGGUGGAAGGUUUCCUUAAGCCAUUUACCGAUGAGAUAAGGAAUGAGAUCUCUACGAAGAGUGUUUCGGAAAAAGCGAGAAGUGAGAAAUAUUAUUUUUCGGCUAUUGAGGUUUUGGCAAAGCAUGAUGAGAAGUAUAUGCCGGCGGAGGUUGGGGCGGCAAUCGAGAAGAACAGGAAGAAGAUCGAGGAAGGAGAAUUGGGGGUGAACCACGCUUGAUUCAAUGGGUACAAUUGUUCUAAAUUAUUUUUUCCCCCUGAUAUUUGUUUCGGUAUACAUACAACAAUAUCUUUGGAGAACAUGAUGAGUUGUUGUACUCUAUAGUUAGAACUUGCUUAAUCAAAAUUCUUGUGAGGUAGUAUAUCCUUUGGGUAGGGUGAGAGCAAUUGAUUUUGUUUGAAUUUGAGGCAUCUGGUCUGACCGACAUCUCAAUUUUUUCUUGUAAUACCAAAAUCUUUGGUGAUUCCUUAUAACAUUGAAUAAAAUGAAAUUACUGAUGGAUGUUAUGUCCUUUUCUUACAA
Messenger RNA from Cucumis melo (muskmelon), 1279 nucleotides. Its product is annotated as cytochrome c-type biogenesis protein CcmE homolog, mitochondrial. Lineage: Eukaryota; Viridiplantae; Streptophyta; Magnoliopsida; Cucurbitales; Cucurbitaceae. The record is from RefSeq and is a predicted model, not a curated record. Gene Ontology annotation, biological process: cytochrome complex assembly; protein-heme linkage. Gene Ontology annotation, molecular function: heme binding. Bases 197 to 976 code for a protein of 259 amino acids. The transcript has a single exon. Gene Ontology annotation, cellular component: plasma membrane.